This is a messenger RNA of Plutella xylostella (diamondback moth), 1865 nucleotides long. Its product is annotated as guanine nucleotide-exchange factor SEC12. NCBI's taxonomy places the organism in Eukaryota, Metazoa, Arthropoda, Insecta, Lepidoptera, Plutellidae. The record is from RefSeq and is a predicted model, not a curated record. Gene Ontology annotation, biological process: endoplasmic reticulum to Golgi vesicle-mediated transport. Gene Ontology annotation, cellular component: endoplasmic reticulum membrane. Gene Ontology annotation, molecular function: guanyl-nucleotide exchange factor activity; protein binding.
CUUUUGUCAUGUUGGAACUACAAAUUUAUUCUCAAACUUUAGUUCCUAUUUCUUGUUGAUUUUACGUUAUUAUUUGGAAUUUCAGUGUUAUUUUGUAAUAAAUGAUACUCCUUAAUACUUGUGUGUAUGCGAAAAGUGAUUUUUAAUGAGUUUAGAAGUGUAAAUUAAGUAAUAUCAAUGAUAUAGGGCAAUAUGGCACCAAAUCGAAGCGAUGGUUUGUUAGCUCGAGUGGAUUUUCCACUUUACACCUUACAAACCUUAACCAACAGACAUGUCCUCGUAGCGGGCGGUGGAGGAUCAUCCAAGACUGGUGUAGCUAAUGGAUUUGAAAUAUUCGAACUGUCGCAUAAUGGCAAUCGUUUUGUGGCCGAAGAGGUGAUGCGACAUGAGACUGGUGCUAAUGUGGUGAUGAACUGCGCCGUGAGCGCGCUGCAGACGCGCACGUACCUGGCCGCGGGGCAGGAGAGCCACUGCCAGCUGUACCGCGUCAACAUCCGCAUGGUGGACACGGCCGAGAUGCGCCGAGGAAGCUUUAAAGCAGAGAAUGGCCUAAUACGACGACGCAGACGCACUGUAUCAGAAAAUGACAACAUCUCCAAAACGGACAGAAACAGCAAUUCAACAGAAAAGAGAAUAUCAUUCGAAAUUAGGCCUUCAGACAGUAUACAGACUGACUUUGGUGAUGAAGCAAUGCAGAGGGUAGUGCGAAUCAGCCCCAAUGGCAAGUUAAUGGCCACCGGAGGCACAGACGGAAAAGUUAGACUUUGGAGCUUUCCAAAAAUGGAACUACUGCGGACCAUUGAUGCACACACUAAAGAGAUCGACGACCUAGACUUCAGUCCGUGCGACAGUAUGCUGGUGAGCAUCGCUAAGGACGGCGGCGCGAGCUUGUGGGCGGCGCAGGGGGCGGCGGGGGGCGCGGGGGUGGGGCCGCUGGUCGAGCUGGUCAGCCAGCCGCCCAACGGCACCAAGUAUCUGUUCAAACGAUGCCGAUUCGGCCUAAUAGAAGACCAAAAAGACGUGUACCGACUAUUCACACUAGCCAACCCGCUCGGGCGCUCGGGCAAGCAGAAGGGCCUCAUCCAGCUAUGGAACCCCAAAGACGGAACCCUCAAGAAGACGGUGGCGGUGGAUGAGAGCCUGUCUGCGCUGGCGGUCCGUGACGACGGCAGAUUCGUGGGAGUCGGAACCAUGUUCAGUGGUUCCGUAGAUAUUUACGUGGCGUUUAGUUUACAGCGAGUCCUGCACGUGGCGGGCGCACACUCCAUGUUCGUGACGGGGCUGCAGUUCGUGCCGGCGCGCGGCUCCGGCCCGCCCGUCGCCAGCCGCAGCGAGGCCGCGCUGCUGUCCAUAUCUGUGGACAACCGGCUCUGUGUGCACAGCCUGGACUAUAGAAGUACAAUGCCCGCGUGGUUGGCCAUUCUUCUAAUAAUUUUCGUGCUUUUCUGCACUUUUACUCUCUGCUCGUAUUUCGGCAUUUAACAUAGUUAUAUUUAUUUAAAUAAUUAUUAUUGUCUAUACAUAUUUGAAUUUCACUGUAAGUACCUCGGGGUUCUAUUAGGUUUUAGGCUAAUUUGAUAUCUAGGUAGGUAUAUUUAUCAAAAGCACAGAAUUCUUUGCUGGCAACAUUUUUAUUUUUCAUUUCACUGGUCAGUUCUCGAAAACUUUUUUUUAUACAAAUUCUAUUCUCAACUACUGCUUAUUCAAACAAAUUUCUCAAUUUAUUGUUUUAUUACAAAUAGUAUCAAAAACUAUGCCUGUGCUUUUGACUCUGAUAUCUCAGAUAUCGCUCAUGUUAAAUAAAUAAAUAUAGGUACAUUUCGUGUAUAAAAUAGGAUCAAUUGAAUUAAAUGAAGUGCAAUGUU